Molecule: messenger RNA, 1251 nt
Organism: Polistes canadensis
Lineage: Eukaryota; Metazoa; Arthropoda; Insecta; Hymenoptera; Vespidae
Exons: 4
Coding region: 1-1251 (416 amino acids)
Source: RefSeq, a predicted model, not a curated record
AUGCCAUCGAGUGUAAUGCGAGUCGGUGUGAAAUAUGCAACCGAAAGCAUAACACCUUGCUACAUACCCGGUCGGAGCAGUCGUAGGGUUCUGUUGCCGUCGCCAACGAACGCGGUGAGUCAAGCAGCGGUAGCAAAUAUAGGUCGCGGAUUAAAAGCAGCACCUCAUCGGGAGGCGUUGCUUUUGACAGCAAAAAUUAAAGCUGCAAAUAAAAGUCGGAUCGUCGGAAUCGGUCAAACGACGACGCAGCCGUUACAUCAAGUGGAUAUUGCGGUCAAGUCAAAUUGUAACAAUUAUCGGAGAAAAAUAGAUUGCGUGAUAUUCAAAGCAAUAACACAGAAGUUACCAGCGCUAUCUAUGAACAAGAGUGUAUUUGCAAUUCCCGGAAUAAAAGUCUACCUAGAGAUCCUAUGCACGCUUCAGAUAAAAGUAACGCGUUCGCAUCCAACCUUGCAAAAAACGCAGUUGGAAUGGGUGGUAGGCGGAUUUUUACAAGAUGUAAAAGGCAGCUCUAAAAGGGUGGUGUGUAAUAUAGCGACUCAAGUGCAGAGUGUUGACAAAUUAAUAUCGAGGUUCUGGGAACUGGAUAACAUCACGGAUGUUCAUCCGCUUACAGAGCAGGAAAAGUACUGCGAGGAGCACUUUAAAAGAACGCACAGACGGGACACGGACACAUUGCGAGAUGCGUAUACAAUUUUCAUGAAGGAAUACAAGGACUUAGGGCACUUGCAGACUGUACCAAAUGAUCAAUUAACUCCUUUAAAUAACUAUUACGUACCACAUCAUGCGGUUUUAAGUGAGAAAAGUGUAACGACAAAGUUACGGAUGGUAUUUGACGCGUCAGCCAAAUCUAAUUCGGGAAUAUUAUUAAACGACGCAUUGAUAAUCGGGCCAAAUAUACAAGACGACUUGUUUUCCAUAAUAAUCAGGUUUAGAACCUACGCGUACGUUAUAACGGGAGACAUUGAAAAAAUUUAUAGGCAAAUUCGCGUUGACGAAUCGCAAGUUUGCCUGCAGAAAAUAUUUUGGCGUGACGAUAUGCGAAAGCCAGGGAGCACUUAUGAAUUAUUAACACUAACGUACGGUACCGCGUCGGCGUCAUUUUUAGCUACGCGAUGUCUAAAGGAGAUAGUGAAUUUAGAAGAGAAAAAGCAUCCGAUAGGCGCAGAGGUCGUACGACACGAUUUCUAUGUAGACGCCUUGCUGACCGAAGCAGAUUCGAUCGCGAAGAUUGUAGAAAUACGCGAAUAA